UCAGGGAUGGGACGGGUCGGUAGGUUUUUAGGGUCAAACUUACACCCCUACUCACUACCAUCAAUAAUCUUAUGGAUAUAUAAAUUACUUAACAACCCAUCAAACCUCCCCCUGGACCCCCUCCCCCCAAACUCUUAUGACGAGUGUAUCAGGCACUACCCUACCUUUCUGAAUAUUCGAUAAAUUAUGGAAGCAAACAAUACAAUUUUUCCUCGUUGAAUUGAUAAUAUAACAUAUUGAUGGCCACCAAUAGAUUUUUUUAGUACUAUAACAUUUACUAGGAAUAAAUUUUCAAAAUAGGAAUAGUUUUUAAUAUAAGGAGUUCUGGGAGUAACUUUAACUUUAAUUUUCACAUUUUCACAUAUAUUCUGAAAAUAUUUCUAUUAUAAAAGUUGUAGUCCUCGAAAAGUCAUGCGAAAUGAAAAAAAAAAGUUUGCUACAAUCGGAUAACCGAGCACAAAGUUAAGGUUGUUGGAAAUUUCAAAGGAGUGGCUCGAGUUUACUGAACUCGAACCACUUCAGCCCCACAUGGUUCGAGGCUUAUAUGAUAUAUCAUCGAUCUACGACUACAUCGAGUCUCCUACACUCGAACCGGUUAGUAGUUCGAGUUCCUCAAACUCGAACCACUCCAAACUUAAAUAUUUUAGGAAUUUUUUUUAUAAGUAUGGUAGUUUAAAAAUUUGUUUUACUAUUAUGUGUAUUUAGAAAAUUAUUCCGCAGAAACUAUGUUUGAAACGGUUACAAAAGACGGAAAAUGAUCCCGAAAGCAGCGAUAUUGCCUAAUUUACAUUGUCGUACACAGACAGCCAGCCCCAAGUUUCUUUUAUUCGAGCGUCUCUAUAGAGACAAAUUAAAAGACGACGGAGAUGCCGCUUUUUUCCUAGCCAUUGCCGUCACAUCAGACUCUAUGUAUUCCAACCGGCUCUAUAUUAAUCCAUCCAAUAACGCCUAUCGCCGGUCCACAUAUUCCAUUUGUCACGCUUAAUAAUCAAUAUUCCACGAAAACCAUGAGUACCAUUAACGAGAAAACCAUGCCCAAAAAGGCCGCUAAACCAUGUUGGGUAAAAGUGGCAUUAACACUUGUCAUCGUCCUUGUAGCUAUUUCGACGACCGUCACAGCACUGGCGCUGACCGUCUUCCGUCCAAGGGACCCAACCUUCAGCAUUGCACUCGUCGGCCUGCCCGCUGUCGGGCUGGAGGAUCUACUCCGCGCCAAAAAUGUAACGGUCCCGGUUGUGAUCGGCAUCAGCAACGGAAACUACGCCAGCUUUGCAUGGAGGGACUUCACGGCGUCGAUAAGGCUCAACGGGUUAACGUUGGGCGAGGUGACGAUUCGCGGUGACCGAGUCCUUCAACGCAGUAAUAUGAACAUCACGGCGGCUCCGACACUUCAGCUGGACAAACUGCUGGUCCAGCCAUUCGACCUGCCAUCAGUGCUGGAUGCUUUACACGACGGAGGGUUGAACUUCACUUGCUCCGUGACGGUGUUUGGGGAGGUUAAGGCGUUCGGCGUCGUUUCAGCCCCCGGAGUUCGUGGCUCGGUUUCGAUUGAUUGUACCAGUUUCAUGUACAUAAACAGUAUCUCUUUCGCCAGGAAGAACGGUGCCUUUGGAGGGCAGGCUUCGUGCUGGACGGCCAAGAAGCUGUUGCUACUUUCCGGCAAGUAAGUAAUCAGCGGAGUGGAAGAGUUAGAAAUUUGAAUAAAGACCUAAAUUUUUUUAUGUUUGUGUAAUUUAAAUUAUGGUCAAUAUACGAGAGACCUAAACUCUUACUAACUAAUUUAUUUUUCAAAUUCAUUGCAAAUGUGACGCAUAGGGCUGUUAAUGAACCAAGCCGCUCAUGAACGACUCGGUGUCCGACUCGAGAAAAAUUCCUUCGACACUCGAUUCGUCUUAAUCGAGCUGGCUCGCGAACAAGCUCGUUAACUAAACGAGCCGAACUCGAGUCAUACCAUGUUCAGCUCGAAAGCUCGCGAACAAGCUCAUUUAAUGGUUUGGCAUAAAAAAGGAUUAGAAUUCUUGUAUUUUAAGUAUCGAAAUUGGGAUAAAUAUUGUGUUUUACUUUAGUAGACUUUGCUACAGGUUUGAAUGUAAUUUUGUGCUCAAUUCUAAGUCAAUUUUGAGCUAUCAUGAACAUUUUAUGAGCUGAACUCGAUUUUGGACUCGAUAAACUUAUUUGACGAGCCGAACUCGAGUCGAGCUCGAACUUUCAUUUUCAUAAACGAGCCGAGCUCGAGCUUGUAUAUUAAAGCUCGUGACGAACACGAGCCGAACUCGAGUUUGGAAAUAUAUUAACGAGCUGAAUCCGAACUAUGGCAAAGCUCGGCUCGAUUCGGCUCAUUAACAGCCCUACUUACACAUAAUAUUACUUGCAUUUUAAAGUUGAUGCAUUUUAAAGUUGAGAGAGAUUAUAGUUCAAACUCGGUCAGUUCGUAAAAUGAAAAGCGCCAAUUUUGCUUUUUGGGUUCAGCCAUCAAUCUGACUUAUCGGAACAAUCACCUAUGUAGGUUCGACCUUCCUCCUUUCGGUUUUGGUCUCCGCAUGCACCUCAUGAUUGAAAGCAAAUGAGUCAUAUGGAUUAGGGCUGGCUAUUUGAUCCGGACUGUUUGGUUUUACUCGAAACCGGAUCGUAUAAUCCGGACUGGGACCGGAUAGCAAACAAUCCAAUCUCAUAUUCGGGCUUAGAUUUGAGGUAAAAAAACACGGAUAAAGAC
Linum trigynum is the source of this 2713-nucleotide messenger RNA. NCBI's taxonomy places the organism in Eukaryota, Viridiplantae, Streptophyta, Magnoliopsida, Malpighiales, Linaceae. The record is from the annotation of a GenBank genome assembly.